GCGGGACCUGAGGCAGUGUGUGUGUGAACUGUGGCCGCUGGCGGGGUCAGCGGGGAGCGGCGGAGCCGCCCGGGAAGGUCAAGCCAUGACUACAGGAGCGGUACAUGUGGACUCCAAGGCCGAGCUCACCACCCUGCUGGAGCAGUGGGAAAAGGAACAUGGCAGUGGGCAGGACAUGGUCCCCAUCCUUACCAGGAUGUCUGAAUUGAUUGAAAAAGAAACGGAGGAAUAUCGGAAAGGGGAUCCAGACCCAUUCGAUGAUAGACAUCCUGGUCGAGCUGAUCCAGAAUGUAUGCUGGGCCACUUGCUGAGAAUACUCUUCAAGAAUGAUGACUUCAUGAAUGCAUUGGUGAAUGCUUACGUGAUGACCAGCCGAGAGCCCCCUUUAAACACUGCGGCUUGUAGACUCCUGCUGGACAUCAUGCCGGGGCUGGAGACCGCUGUCGUCUUUCAAGAAAAGGAAGGAAUUGUUGAAAAUCUUUUUAAAUGGGCCCGAGAGGCUGAUCAGCCCCUGAGGACAUAUUCUACGGGACUGUUAGGAGGUGCCAUGGAAAAUCAAGACAUUGCUGCCAAUUACAGGGAUGAGAACUCACAACUGGUGGCGAUAGUGCUUCGAAGACUGAGGGAGCUUCAGCUUCAGGAAGUGGCCUUGCGGCAAGAAAACAAGCGCCCCAGCCCACGAAAGCUCUCCUCGGAACCGCUUUUGCCUCUGGAUGAAGAAGCCGUGGAUAUGGACUAUGGAGACAUGGCUGUGGAUGGGGUGGAUGGUGAACAAGAGGAGGCCUCGGGAGACAUGGAGAUCUCGUUCCAUCUUGAUUCAGGCCACAAGACCAGCAGCAGAGUGAACUCAGCAAUCAAACCCGAUGAAGGAGGGACGAGGAAAAACAAGUCUGCGAAGCAGGGAGGCAGAGAGCACUUUAGGAAGGCCAAGCAGAAGCUGGGUUUCUCAGCCUCUGACCCAGAGCGCAUGUUCGUGGAGUUGUCGAAUAGCAGCUGGUCAGAAAUGUCUCCCUGGGUGAUUGGCACCAAUUACACUCUUUACCCCAUGACCCCUGCCAUCGAGCAGCGACUCAUUCUCCAGUAUUUGACCCCGCUGGGAGAGUAUCAGGAGUUGCUUCCCAUAUUCAUGCAACUCGGGUCCCGAGAGUUGAUGAUGUUCUAUAUUGACCUGAAACAGACGAACGAUGUCCUCCUUACCUUCGAGGCCCUCAAGCAUCUAGCAUCUCUCCUCCUCCACAACAAGUUUGCCACUGAGUUCGUUGCUCACGGUGGAGUACAGAAACUCCUGGAGAUCCCUCGUCCUUCGAUGGCUGCAACUGGCGUGUCCAUGUGCUUGUAUUACCUGUCCUACAACCAGGACGCCAUGGAGAGAGUUUGCAUGCACCCUCACAACGUUCUGGCUGAUGUGGUGAACUACACCCUGUGGCUAAUGGAGUGUUCGCAUGCCUCAGGGUGCUGCCACGCGACCAUGUUCUUCUCCAUCUGCUUCUCCUUCCGGGCCGUCUUGGAGCUCUUUGACCGUUGUGAUGGUCUUCGUCGCCUGGUGAACUUGAUCAGUACCUUGGAGAUUUUGAAUUUGGAGGACCAGGGUGCCCUUCUGAGUGACGAUGAAAUAUUUGCCAGCCGCCAGACUGGGAAGCACACUUGCAUGGCCUUGCGCAAGUACUUUGAGGCUCACCUGGCCAUUAAACUGGAGCAAGUGAAGCAGUCGCUGCAGAGGACAGAGGGUGGUAUCCUUGUCCACCCUCAGCCUCCGUACAAGGCAUGUUCCUAUACUCACGAGCAGAUUGUGGAAAUGAUGGAGUUUCUGAUAGAAUAUGGCCCAGCCCAGCUCUACUGGGAACCAGCGGAAGUCUUCCUCAAACUGUCUUGUGUGCAACUCUUGUUGCAGCUGAUAUCGAUUGCCUGCAAUUGGAAGACCUAUUACGCAAGGAACGACACUGUGCGCUUUGCCUUGGAUGUGCUGGCCAUCCUCACGGUGGUCCCAAAGAUCCAGCUGCAGUUGGCAGAGCCCGUGGACGUGCUGGAUGAGGCAGGCUCCACUGUCUCCACUGUGGGUAUCAGCAUUAUUUUGGGAGUGGCUGAGGGUGAGUUCUUUAUCCAUGAUGCCGAGAUUCAGAAGUCAGCACUUCAGAUUAUCAUCAAUUGUGUGUGUGGCCCGGACAACCGAAUUUCCAGCAUUGGCAAAUUUAUCUCUGGAACCCCUCGCCGAAAGCUGCCUCAGACCCCCAAAAGCAGCGAGCACACGCUGGCCAAGAUGUGGAACGUGGUGCAGUCCAACAAUGGCAUCAAGGUGCUCCUGUCCCUGCUGUCCAUCAAGAUGCCCAUCACGGACGCGGACCAGAUCCGGGCCCUGGCCUGCAAGGCACUGGUGGGCCUGUCUCGCAGCAGCACUGUCCGGCAGAUCAUCAGCAAACUGCCGCUUUUCAGCAGCUGCCAGAUCCAGCAGCUGAUGAAGGAGCCCGUGCUUCAGGACAAGCGCAGCGAGCACGUCAGGUUCUGCAAGUACGCUGCCGAGCUCAUCGAGCGGGUGUCCGGGAAGCCACUGCUCAUCGGCACCGACGUGUCCCUGGCACGGCUGCAGAAGGCGGAUGUCGUCGCUCAGUCCAGGAUCUCCUUCCCCGAGAAGGAGCUCCUCCUGUUGAUCCGAAACCAUCUCAUUUCUAAAGGGCUUGGGGAGACAGCCACCGUGCUGACAAAAGAGGCGGACCUGCCGAUGACGGCUGCCUCUCAUUCCUCUGCCUUCACCCCGGUUGCUGCUGCUGCUGCUUCUCCUGUUUCUCUUCCCCGAACCCCCCGUAUUGCCAACGGCAUUGCGCCCCGACUGAGCAGCCAUGCUGCCGUGGCUCCCGUUGCCCCCGCUGCCCCUGCCGCCCACCCUCAGCCACGGCCCCCCCAGACUGCCCUAGCUCUGCCAGGCCCGUCUUAUACAGGCAGCUCCCCCCUGAUCGGCAGGAUCAGCUUUAUCCGCGAGAGGCCGUCGCCCUGCAACGGCAGGAAAAUCAGAGUGUUGCGGCAGAAGUCGGACCACGGCGCCUACAGCCAAAGCCCCGCCAUAAAAAAGCAGUUGGACAGACACCUUCCUUCCCCACCUACGCUGGACAGCAUCAUCACAGAGUACCUUAGGGAGCAGCACGCCCGCUGCAAAAACCCAGUUGCCACCUGCCCGCCCUUCUCUCUCUUUACCCCUCACCAGUGCCCUGAGCCCAAACAGAGGCGGCAAGCGCCAAUAAACUUUACCUCCCGGCUGAACCGCAGGGCAGCCUUCCCAAAGUAUGGAGGGGUGGAUGGCGGGUGCUUUGAUAGGCACCUUAUCUUUAGCAGGUUCCGCCCCAUCUCAGUGUUCCGGGAAGCCAAUGAGGACGAGAGCGGCUUCACGUGCUGUGCCUUUUCGGCCCGGGAGCGUUUCCUGAUGCUCGGCACCUGCACGGGGCAGCUGAAGCUCUACAACGUGUUCAGUGGGCAGGAGGAGGCCAGCUACAACUGUCACAACUCGGCCAUCACACACCUGGAACCUUCCAGGGAUGGGUCCUUGCUGCUGACGUCUGCUACUUGGAGCCAGCCCCUGUCCGCACUCUGGGGGAUGAAGUCCGUGUUCGACAUGAAGCACUCCUUCACGGAGGACCACUAUGUGGAGUUCAGUAAGCACUCUCAGGACCGGGUCAUAGGCACAAAAGGGGACAUUGCCCACAUUUAUGAUAUUCAGACUGGCAACAAGCUGUUGACUCUGUUUAACCCAGAUCUUGCCAACAACUACAAGAGGAACUGCGCCACCUUUAACCCCACAGACGAUCUGGUCUUAAACGACGGCGUCCUCUGGGAUGUCCGCUCGGCACAGGCCAUCCACAAGUUUGACAAGUUCAACAUGAACAUCAGCGGCGUCUUCCACCCCAACGGCCUGGAGGUCAUUGUCAACACCGAGAUCUGGGACCUCCGAACCUUCCACCUUUUGCACACAGUGCCUGCUCUGGAUCAGUGCCGGGUGGUGUUCAACCACACGGGGACGGUGAUGUAUGGAGCUAUGUUGCAAGCAGAUGAUGAAGAUGACUUUAUGGAAGAGCGGAUGAAGAGCCCCUUUGGGUCGUCCUUCCGGACGUUUAACGCAACAGACUACAAGCCCAUAGCCACCAUCGAUGUGAAGCGGAACAUCUUUGACCUGUGCACAGACACCAAAGACUGCUACCUGGCCGUCAUUGAGAACCAAGGCAGCAUGGACACCCUGAACAUGGACACGGUGUGCCGGCUGUAUGAAGUGGGCAGGCAGCGGCUCGCAGAGGACGAGGACGAAGAGGAGGACCAGGAGGAGGAGGAGCAGGAGGAGGAGGAUGACGAUGAGGAUGACGAGGACACGGACGAUCUGGACGAGCUGGACACAGACCAGCUGCUGGAGGCGGAGCUGGAGGAGGACGACAACAACGAGAAUGCAGGGGAGGACGGGGACAACGACUUCUCGCCCUCCGACGAGGAGCUGGCCAACCUGCUGGAGGAGGGCGAGGACGCGGAGGACGAGGACUCGGACGAGGAGGUGGAGCUGAUCCUGGGCGACACGGACAGCUCCGACAGCUCGGGCCUGGAAGAUGACAUCUUCUUAUCUCUGAACGAGUGAGGGCCGCCCUGCCCACGAGUGCUGGCAGCCACUGCGCCAGGCGGCUUCAGAGCACCUCCCUGGCCUCCCGUCCAUCCGGGUGGGCCACCCGCCAGGCACCGCAGGCCGAGGGCAGGAGGUCAUGGCUUCGUCACAUUUGGAUUGGAGGGUCUUCCCAACACGUCAGGCCACAAAGUCCACAGGGUUCGGCCCUAUUUUGCUUCACCACCCCCUGCCCCCCCAAGGAUGGACAUAUAUUUCCUCAAGGGGAAAAAAAAAACAUGCCUCUGGGGCUCUUUCACAAUAUAUUUUCUUUGUACAAUGUUCUUUACUUAAAGAACAAGAAAUAGUUUUUUAUAAAACUUAAAAAAACAAAAACAGGCAUUUAUAACUGAGGGUGUGAACUCAUAUCCAGCAGGUCUCUGUCUCUGCGCCGUUUUCUGUGGGAGGAACGGCGUCUAAAGAAGUGCAGGGGCGUUUUUACACACGGAGUCAAAUGAAGAGGAAAUCGUGGUUUCUUAAAUUGAUAAGGAUGAAGACUAUUUUAUUAUAAAUAUAAUAUAUGAUUUUUAAGCCGGUAUGGCUGCCUCCUGCUGCCAGGCCCAUGCCCCCUCCAGCAGAGGGGGGGUCCUGCCAGCUGCUGGGCAACGGCGCAGGCCGUGGGCACUGUGGAGAUCGGGUCUGGGAUGGGGGGAGCUGGGGAUGUAAGUUCACUCCCUCUAUUUUUUCUUUGUCAUUCAGUUUUUCAAAAAUCUUGUUUUCUUCCCUUUCUCCCCAAUGUGGAAAUUACAAAUCAAAGGUCUUUUUCUUUAAUGUAAAGUGUAUUUAUUUAAAAAAAAACAAAAAAUAAACUACAAGUCUGUCUUUGUC
Messenger RNA from Echinops telfairi (small Madagascar hedgehog), 5455 nucleotides. RefSeq names its product DDB1 and CUL4 associated factor 1 (gene DCAF1). Gene Ontology annotation, biological process: protein ubiquitination. Gene Ontology annotation, cellular component: nucleus; Cul4-RING E3 ubiquitin ligase complex. NCBI's taxonomy places the organism in Eukaryota, Metazoa, Chordata, Mammalia, Afrosoricida, Tenrecidae. The transcript is spliced from 24 exons. Gene Ontology annotation, molecular function: histone H2AT120 kinase activity; nuclear estrogen receptor binding. The coding region runs from base 86 to 4606 and encodes 1506 amino acids. The record is from RefSeq and is a predicted model, not a curated record.